Messenger RNA from Paramuricea clavata, 18232 nucleotides. NCBI's taxonomy places the organism in Eukaryota, Metazoa, Cnidaria, Anthozoa, Malacalcyonacea, Plexauridae. The record is from the annotation of a GenBank genome assembly.
GUGUGUAUAUAAGGAACCUAAAAUGCAUAGAUAAUAAGGGGGAGAGGGGUGCCAUGCAGCUGGUACGGUCCUGAAUAUAUAAUAUGGUAUAUAAAGAUCCGCUGGAUUGUUUUUAAAAGAUGUUCAGUCCAGGUUUCCUUCCCUGUUCUUCCACUGUGAAUCCCAUCCAUAAAAAGUACUAUAUGCAUAGUUUUUCAAAUAUGAAUAACUUGCAAUUCGUGUAAAAAUUUCAGAUCUACAAACAGUCAAUGUUGGUCAGUUGAAGAAAUUGUUGGCCUCUAGCGUUGGUAAGAUAAUUAUGAUAGUAAAAGAUUGUGUUCCGAUUGAUCAGUAUGCUAGUGAAAGAUUCCUCCCACCGGCUAUAUGUAUACAGCUAUUUCAAUUAAGGUGGCUCGAUGCAGUUUUCAAACACGUCAGGUAUUUAACAGUUUGACAGUGUUAAACGUCGUAUUUUUAGCUUUUUCGUCUUUCAAAUUAUGUCAGUUUUGAUAACACAUAGUUCGUUGCUAUGGCAAGACACAAGUACGAAAUUCACUCUAAAAAAGCCUAUUGCUUUGUGUAGUUGGAAAAAGGCUCGGUGACCCCCAAUUUUUUUUCGUGCAUCAUUUUACUUAGAACAUACACUAACAAUAAGCAAAAUAUAAAAAAAUUCUGUCAUGGCAAAAUAUUUUUAUUGAGAAAAAUCACAUUUUUGCGUUUUUUCAAAAAAACUGGUAUGACAGAAUUUAUUUUGCUUAUUGUUGGUGUAUGUUCUAAGUAAAAUGAUGCACGAAAAAAAUUGGGGGUCACCGAGCUUUUUUUCCAACUACACAAAGCAAUAGGCUUUUUUAGAGUGAAUUUCGUACGCGUGUGUUGCCAUAGCAACGAACUAUGUGUUAUCAAAACUGACAUAACUUGAAAGACGAAACAUCAAAAUAGAUGAACAUCCUGAUAUCUGCGGCAUAAAACCUAAAAAUACGACGUUUAACACUGUCAAACACCUGAAGUUUUUGAAAACUGCAUCGAGCCACCUUAAGGUUGUCCCCGAGCAAAGCGGAAAAGUCGAAUAUGAGAGCGAAAGACUUGAGUGGGAAUUGCUAAAAAUCAUUAAUUUUUUAGCGAUUCCCAGCAAGCCAUUCGCGCUCGUAUUCGACUUUUCCGCUUUGCUACAAAGUGAACAAAACGGAGUCGAAAGUUGAUUAAUAAUCUUUUCCCGGUCUAAGUGGGAUGUGAGUUGACGAGAGUUGCUCGACUGAUAACACUUACCUCACAUCGCUAGAAAUCGCGGACAUUUGGAAUACAGCAUGCAUUCUCGCCCCAGUCCCCAUGUUCACUCUUAUUUUCAAAUUUUAUCAGGAAUGUAGAUGGUUAUCCACUUUUAACAUAAAAUAUCUUUUAAAGGUGAUCUACAGUCCGUACGUAAACAAAGCCUUUGUUUACAUUUUUGUGUCCAAAAUAUUGAGCUUUAUUCGACAACUAUUUAUAUUUUCAAGCUUCUAGAGUAUAAUAAAUGAUCAAGAAACAACAAUCAGGCUUCUCAAGAACUCAAAACAUAGUUAAACUGUUUGUAUCAUAAAAAGUGGGCUCAUUUGUGCACAUGCGCAGAUCGGACUGUAGAUCACCUUUAAGAAUCAUACAAAAUUAAACUUGUGCAUUGUGGAAACAAAAUUCCGUGAACUAAUCAAGGAAAAAACUAAAACCAAUAAUAAAAUAUAAUGAUUAUUUACGAUUGUUAAAACUGGGCAACAACGCAAUUAAAUGUGCGGCAGGAUUUCUAACUAAUUUAUCAAAACGACCAUAAUCCACAUUUUACAAAGUCAAAUUACGGCUUAAUGAUCGAUGACCUUAAAAAUGUGCGGUAAUAUUUAAAUAAUAUGCAGAUAUUAGUAUCCGAAACAAUUGUUCGCAUAUCUUAAUCUGUGGUGUCAAUGUGUAUUUGCUUCAUUCCAUGUUUGCAUAAAAUCGAAGGUUCGUUUAUUAGACACGAUCAUCAGGUUCUAAUGUUCCAACCUCGUCCCCAGGGCCUUCCUCGUGGUGGCGCGUGAGCUGAGGAAGACCCUGGUAAAAUACGAUGAAAUCUCCAAGAUUCUUGGAGAUUUAUCGCAUGCGCAGUAACGACAACGUUAUGUUGCUGACUACAAUUAGCGCUGGCGCUUACGAUUUUCUUGCUUGAAAAUGUACAUGUUUUGUUGAUUGUUUAUGGAUUUAUUCUCAAAGUUUUAACAACUUUUACGAAAAAUACUUCAGAUAUAAGCUGUGAACACACAUGUACACAAAACUGUGCAACAUUCAUCAUCACAUUGUAUCAAUUUGUCGGAGUAUAGCGCUCAAAUUUGUGACAUUGUUUUGUUCGCUUUGGCAACCCUCGUAUAUAUCAGAUGCUGUUCGGCCUCAAAUGCGACUGAAUAAACACUGAUAGUGUUGCCUGGAAUAUAAAAUGAUAUUGACUUAUUGUUCUGUAUAUCAAGGUAUGUAAUGUACAUUUAUACUGAAUUUAUUCGAUUUUUUUCACACGUUGCUUUCACAUUUUCUCAGAGUGUCGGAAAUCACAUUUUCUAAUAAACUCAGUUUCACACAUACAGCAAGACUUCAUUUCACACAUACAGAAAGACUUCUUCAUUAAUCACAGUUUUUAACAUAUAGAAAAACUUCAUAUUUUCUCAUCAGUUAAUCAAAUUAUGAUAACAGUACGUAGUAGGAAUGCUUAGAAAGAUUUUAUUCUGUUUUCCAUAUACAGUGUACAACUGUUAUUUCAAUUUUCUCUUUCCUAUAUUUUCUUUAAAGCAGGUACUGUUCUGUUACAAAACAACUAAUAAACAUUUUAUUAUUUUAACAGGUGAACCAUAUUUUACAUGAACUUGGGGAAAAAACAACUUGAAUUCCAUGGAAAUAUAUAUAAUCAUGUCAUCAAUCAGAUAGUAAACAAUCAUUAAGAUGGCCUCAAGAUUAUAUUUCACAGUGACCAACAUGAAAAUUUUUAAAUGGGAAUUAGUUGAUGGCAUUAUAGUUUUCUAAUGCUAUAUAAUUUUGUUCAUCAAGGUGAAGAAACCUUACCUCGCUAUACCUUUUCCUGUUACAGAGCUAUGGUAGUAAUCUUAGAAGAUUUUCAUGAUCCCUCUAUUCAGUAGUUCUUUAACCAGUCUGGUAUUAUGACUGUAUUAUAUUAAAUAGCCUUGUGUGACUUUUGUAUUUUCUUCCUUUAAUAAUACAUUUACAAUGGUCAAAAUUACAGUUUAAUCUUUGUAUUUCUAAUGAUAAUUACUUGCAUAUAUCCAUCACACUUUUCUGUUACUAUUAAACUUAUUACUAUCAUGCAAGUAAAAUCUCUUGGGAAAAAUAAAAUGUUGUCCCAGGAUAGUCAUAAAUAUCAGCUAGUAAAACUAAUGAAUAUACCUAUAAUCAUGUACAUAUGACUAUCAUAUAAUAUGUUGUAAUUCCUUUAAGUGUUUCCAAUUAAAUAAAUUUCUAUUUUCAGUUGUUCAUUGUUCAAACUAAUUUGAAACCUACAGUAUAUGUAGUUGCUAUGAUUCAGAUUAAUAUCCAAAAGUGUGCCUUUUACUUCAGUCCUUAUAGACUCCUCCCUAAUACAGACACUUUAUUGUGCUACUCCAAUGUUCAUUCAAAGUGAUCCAACUGACAUCUGAGCUGGUGAUAAUAUACAACAAAAUAUUGGAAGUAGGAGUAUAUCAGAUAAGUUGUUCAUUCAGUCAAGACCUUCAGGUUGUGCUGAUCAUCAUAUCAAACUCCAUCACAUAUUGUGCCUUAAAAAGGUCUCUUCAUAACACCUUUUAAUAAUUUUGGAACCCCAUUGGAUGCAAUUUUGGAACCCUUAUGGAUGUCUUUCUACCCCUUUAGGAUAUUGUUCCUGCCCCUUUGGAUAUCACUAAAACACCUAAUUUUUAGGAAAUCUCUUAAGCUACCCUCCACAAAAAUUUAAGGUAAAAACCCCCUCUAUAAAAUCCUCAUAUAGGAUAUCCAGACCUCAAUAGACAAUAGGGAGGGGGGGCUAUUAAAUGGAAUAGCCUAUUUGGAAUGGUGAGUGGUGACUACCAAGGAAAAUGAAACAUGCUGGCCUGCUUUACAUACAGAAUAAAUUUUGAAGCAUUUCUACUGUUACUUGUAACGAUAAUCAGAUUUGAUGAGAAAAUAUGGAGUCUUUCUGUAUGUUAGUGAUGUGAUCUCAUUGAUCAUAAAGCUGAAAUAGUUUGAAACUCGUGUGAAAAUAAAUCCAGUAUAAAUGUACAGUACGUACCUUGAUAUACGGAACAAUCAUUCAAUAUCGUUUCAUAUUCCAGGCAACACUAUCAGUGUUUAUUCAGUCGUAUUUGAGGCCGAACAGCAUCUGAUAUAUACGAGGGUUGCCAAAGCGAACAAAACAAUGUCACAAAUUUGAGCGCCAUACUCCGACAAAUUGAUACAAUAUGAUGAUGAAUGUUGCACAGUUUUGUGUACAUGUGUGUUCGCAGCUUAUAUCUGAAGUAUUUUUCGUAAAAGUUGUUAAAACUUUGAGAAUAAAUCCAUAAACAAUCAACAAAACAUGUAUAUUUUCAAGCAAGAAAAUCGUAAGCGCCAGCGCUAAUUGUAGUCAGCAACAUAACGUUGUCGUUACUGCGCAUGCGAUAAAUCUCCAAGAAUCUUGGAGAUUUCAUCGUAUUUUACCAGGGUCUUCCUCAGCUCACGCGCCACCACGAGGAAGACCCUGGGGACGAGGUUGCUAAUGUUCAGGUUUGGCGAUGAUUUUUUAGGCAAAAAUGACCCAAAAUAUAUCAUUCGAAAGCCCUUUUCGACUGUUUUUGUUUGUUUACAGUUUGUAAUCCUUUUAGUAUGAUUACAUUUUGUAAUAAUCGUUUUUGUAAUCCUUUUAGUAAUGCUUUCAGUUAUAUUUAGAGUAAUAAAUUACGGGGAUCGAAAGGGGUAAUAAGGGACAUAGACGUAAGGGAUGUUUCGGGAUUCAAAUGUCCGCAAUUUCUAGCGAUGACCUUGAUAAUUCUGGACAUCACAAAAAACUCAUCCAAUAACUGUUUUUAUUAUAUAAGGUAUAGUGCUUUAUGUACUAUUUAAAGCACUGAUAAAACUGAUAAUCUCACAUGUGCGAUUAUUUAUGAUAAUUUCACAUGUGAAAAUUAUCGCUUUUCAAUUAGCGCUUUUCUGUAAAACUUAUCGCUUUUCAAAGACUGUUCUUUAUAUAAUAAACAGAAAAAUACAUGGAUGCUUGGAAAUACCAGAUUUAUUUCUCGUGUUGAACAUGAUGUUCUCACUGGUUCGCUGCGCUCACUCUUGAGAUAUCAUAUUCAACACUCGAAAUAAAUCUGGUAUUUUCGCGCACUCAUGUACUAUUCUCUACAUGUACUUUUUAAAACACGCAUAGGAGUCUUUAUCAUAUUUCAAAUGCAAGUGCGCAGCACGAGUAUUUUAGAUAUGAUAAAACACUUCUACGCGUGUUUUACUGAAAUAGCUUCAAACACGACUACAAUAGAUGCCCUCUCAUUAGUAUUCUUUAUAUAAAGAAUACUAACUAGGAAGGACUUUUAUAUAAAGAAUACUAAUGAAGAUGAGUUUUGUCAGGUAUAAAGCCUCUUCACGUGACAUAUUACGGUUGACAUGAUUUGCCAAUAAGCUUACGAAUUAUUAAUGAGUGUUUGAAUGUUUUUUAAAACAGAAAAUCUAGAUAAAGCUGGAAAGGCCAUCCAAAAUCUUCUUCAAUAUGACCAGGAGAGAAGUAAGUAUAGGAUAUGUAGGAAUAUUCUCCUUCGGUUUUGAAAAGUAUCACUUUUGGCAUGCUCCGGAAAUAGACUACCAUAUUUGCAAGCGAAGAAGAGAAUUGAUAAUUUAUAACUAGAAGAGAUUUGAUAAUUUAUUAGUUAGGUUUCUGGCCAUUUUUAAUAUUUAUUGGAACAAUUAUACAAAUAUAUAUAUAUAUAUAACUACAGACGGUACCGUUUCGGCCUUAUGGGCCUCAUCAGUGUAGUGCUGAUGAGCAGGAUGAAAGUAACUGCUAUUUACAGUUAUAUAUAUAUAUAUAUAUAUAUAUAUAUAUAUAUAUAUAUAUAUAUAUAUAUAUAUAUAUAUAUAUAUAUAUAUAUAUAUAUAUAUAUAUAUAUAUAUAAAAUAGCCUUUUAAAAACACGGGCGCUGAUUGGUCAAAAGCUCAAAAAACCCGUGUUUCUAUAACUCGAUAGAAACAGGGGGAGUUUUCACGCAGGUUGCGUGGAUUGCGCGGGCGUUUAAAAGACAAAAUACAAACAAUAUUUAAUUUUGAAAAAAGUUGAAAAAUGUCCCGAAACGCCGAAGAACCGUUACAAAAAAAGGCAACAAUUUGCUAACUUAGAAAGCGAAGACCUAAAGCACAAAGUAUAAAUUAUAGCACACAUUGUAUCUGUUUGACUGUUUACCAAGGUAAGAUACUUUAAUUUUACUUUGUCCUUUCAAAAAAUAUUUCCUCGCGACGUUCUUAAUCAUGUUUACUAUAGUUUUUAAUCAUGUUUAAACGUUCACUAACUAUUUAAAACAGUGCUUUCUUUGCAUGCAAGCAUGUACGUUGUUGAGUGAAUUAUAUACUGUGUAAAGUAAGCCUGUUAAGUGCUGUCUGUUGUUUUGACAGCGAUGUACUUGUUUUAUACUUCGCUAUGCUUUUAUAAUUAUUCUUUACACGAACGUAUAUUAAGGUGGAAUUAAUAUUUUUAAUUAAUUUAUCUUUUCUAUUGUUUUUAAAAGGCUAUUUAAUAAAGGAAAUAGAAAACAUUUUUUCCGUGUUCCUAUAGAGUUUAUAGAAACACUUGUGAAAGUUUGGGAGAAACUCGAAAUUGCGUGGAAACACUCGCACUUCGUGCUCGUGUUCCCACGCAAUUUCUCGUUUCUCCCAAACUUUCACGCGUGUUUCUAUAACUCUAUAGAAACACGGAAAAUGUUUUCUACGGUAUUUCUUAAAUAUAUAUAUAUAUAUAUAUAUAUAUAUAUAUAUAUAUAUAUAUAUAUAUAUAUAUAUAUAUAUAUAUAUAUAUAUAUAUAUAUAUAUAUAUAUAUAUAUAUAUAUAUAUCAAUAUAUAUAUAUAUAUAUAUAUAUAUCACAUAAAGUGGAAAUGAAAACAAUUAGGCAAACUAGCAGAGAAGUAAAAAGAUGUGCAAGUCAAUGAAAACCAACUUAGCCGGAUCAGGAUAUGUCGCAAAGACUUGUAAAAUAGUCUGAUGUCAAUCGUGCAUCGUAAAAUGAUCCAGAUGAUCACUGUGCUCAAUAUAGGUGAAAUAAUAACAAAAGUAAUGAACAUUUAAUUCUACAUUUUAGAAGCUCAUAGCAGAAAUAAGCAAGUUACACCACAGCCUUACCCAGGUAAAAAUACAGUGCAGCUCUCUUUCAACUUUGGACUUUAUAUGAAUUGCUGUGACAUACGAUAUGAGGUUAACUGAUCGUGAAUUCUCUGCAAAUCGUAUUUCUCAAAUUAUGUUUUAGGUUAUCAACAAAGAUAUGGUGGAUACCCUCAACCACAAUCACAGUAUCAAACAACCUGUCCAGGUCAAUGUAGCAGCCUCUGUGCUCCAGCAUGCAGAGAUCCAUGCUGUCGGUUCCCACCUAGCAUGGGCGGAAUGAACUCGGCACCUCCUGCCCAAGCUCGUGGCUCCUACCAACAAGGAUUGGUUAACGCAUACCCACCAGGGACACAGUUGGGUGGUAGUCAAGGAAACUAUCAGCCUCAAGGAAACUAUCAGCCUCAAGGAAAUAAUCAGCCUCAAGGUUUUGGUCAGCAGUGUGGUCCACAGUGCUCAGGUCAAUCUUGCGCGUCAUCAUGCAGCCCAUCAUGCUGUGGGUCAGGAGGUCAGAUGGCACCUCCUGGUCAAGCUAAUGCUGGAUGUCCAAUGUCGUGUUUAAGUAAUUGUGCCGCAUCUUGCCAUGCUCGCUGCUGUGUGCCAGGGAGAAAAUGACGUGUUAAAAUAUGGGCAUGUUCGUACGCCGCAGCCGUCAACUUUGUGCUAAUGGUACUCAAUUAGCUUAAAACUGCAAGAUUGCUAUACUUCGUCUGCACGCGAUGGUGAAAAGCCUGUAUUUCAUUAUGCGCAUGCAUGGCUGAAAUAGAAAUCGAAAAGGCUUAGAAAAUGGCGGUUUUUGUUGCGACAUUUACGUAUCAGUAUAGUUGGCACUGCUGAAGAAUUGAUAAGAUUUUUUCUUUGACUUGAAAAUUACAAACUCUCCCAAUCGACUUUUAUUAUGAUAAAGAUGCAGGAAAACAAUAAUUGUGUUUAUUAAUAUAAACUUUGUAUAUUAUUCUAUUGAUGUAUGGGUACAGGCUGUGUAAUAACCAGCAAUGAAUUGCAGUGACCAAAUAUUCUUUUGUAAAAUAAAAAUUGUACAAUUCUAAAUGCAAUCGGAUUCUGGCGUAUGAAAGUUACUACUAAAGCCACAAUCCUUCAUCUAGAUUAUGGCGGAAUUUGGAAUGCGUGCUUGCUAUCGGUUUUCGACUAGGCGGAAUUUUGGGCGCGGAGCGGAUUUUUUCUUUCCUAAUUAGUUCCACCCGAGAAAUCACAAGACAAAGAAAAAUUCCGCUCCGCGCGCAAAAUUCCGCUUAGUGGAAAACCAACUUAAGCCCAUUGGGAUCACAUGCCACGAGUGCGCCAAGGGUGAUAUACGAAGGGUAAAUUGCUCUCAAUCAUAUAUUACGUGAAAACCGAGGGACAGUUAGAGUAAAGGUAAACUUGGCCGGUACAUUCUCCACAUGCAGUGUACAAACAAUUUGGAUUCUUGCACUUCACUUGGUGGAAUUAAUAUUAGAAUGUUAGGGUAUGUAAUCCAAGUGAGAAUAUAUACAUUUUAAGACCUAACCAGGAACGACUGCGAAAAAUGCAGCACAAGGUCCUCUGGUAGGAAUUGAACCUGCGGCCCUGCGAUUCCGGUGCAGCGUUCUAACCAACUGAGCUACAGAGGCCAGCUGUUGAGCUGUAACCGUAAGUUCAUGUAUAUAUAGAUAAUCGGGUGUGCGGGUUGUGAUAAGGUGGACUUGAAUAAUUUGGAUUCUUGCACUUCCCUUGGUGGAAUUAAUAUUAGAAUGUUAGGGUUGUAAACCCUAAUAUUCUAGUGUACAAACAGUGCACAUUCACACAUUAUUCAGUUCACUCCCCAACGGGGCUUUCAAUUUGCCCUGCGAGAGGAAACCAGAGCGCCUUGAGAAAACCCACAACUUUCGGCGGAGCGUAAACAAACUUUUUCACGUAAGUUCGUAGCGAGAAUCGAACCCACAAUCUCAGAGGUGAACGGCGCUUGAAAUUAUAAUUAUAGGCGACGGUAAGUCCAUUGUUCUAUGGGUGUUCGGAGGUCAAAGUGUGGUGGUUUUGGCCUUGAGGGAGAAUUUUAAAUAGGUUAGACGAUGUAUAGAAACCUUUAUAUACUAAAACCGUCUGUACCAGUGUAGGUAGUACCAAUGUGAAAAUGCUGUGCUGAGUGGUUAGUAAGGUAGUAAUAUAACAACUCAGCACAGUAUAGAAACCUUUAACCUAUACUGAAGAUGUUCUUUAAUGCUUUACAUUAUUGCUGCUCUUCGUUCUUGGACGCGAGGGAUUGACCUUUUUUGGGCUAUUGCUUAAUUUUUUGGAAAACUAAUAGACACUACUUCAAACAAAUCUCGUACCCACUCUGAUUUUUUUGUGAAAAACUGAAUGCCCUAGCCUUUUAAGUAUUCAUACAGAACACUUCAAAAAGUGGAGUUAUUUCGAUAAGGACAUCCUUGGUCAAAUAUAACCAGAUUUCUGAUUACAUUGCCAGAAAUUAAGAUAUAAUGAUCAGGAAAUGUAACCAGGAACACUAAGUUAACAAAAUAGUGCUAUUUAUAAGUUUAACAAAAGUGUUUUUGUAAUACGUUCACAUGAGAGCAAAAAGGUAAAUGAAAUCUACAUUGUACAGCUCGUCCAAAUAAAAAUGGCCUGCAUGGAAUGUGUUAACCACACGAAAAAUACUGACACAAAGAGGGGUGGUGUGCAAUAAAAUUGAGGCGUUAGCUGUGGAGGAAAUUGACAAUUUUAAAAAGAAUAUACACGAUAUACACUCCGAAAAUAGUUAACAUUUUAAUGAACGUUUUGACUAGGUUCCAGUCAUCAUCCUGAUGACUGAAAUCUAGUCGAAACGUUGGUUAAAAUGUUAACUACUUUCGGAGUGUCUAUUGUUUUGUUCUUUUUAAAAUUAUUCAAUGGCAACCGAGAUUGACAAUGUUUUUGUUGUUUUGUCUGAAAGAAUUUGAUCCUAAAAUGCACGAGAUAGCUACUGUGAAGCCAGAUUCGUGUCAAUCGCGCAGACAAAAACAAUAGAAAGGGACUGGAACUGACGUCCAAUAGCUCCUUCACUUUCCGCCAUCUGGCAAGAAGUGUGCAUCGAUUUAUAGAAUAACACUAUGGUUUUAUGAACUGAUAACUUGGUUAGCGAUACUACUCAGGCAGAUAGGAGGAAAAGACUCGCCCGAUCAGGGGACAAUUCUAUUUUGUCUUCAUCUAGUAUUUUCAAGGCUCGUAAGUACAUUUCUGUAUGUUGGCAUCGUUCAAAUGUCUUGUAGGUUCCUACCAACACGUUUUUCUUCGAUUUUCUUAUUAAACGCCUAUAUUGUUGAAAACGUGAAAUGUCAGGUCCAUUUAUAAAAAAAUAACUUGCAGCAUUAGAAAGCUUACAAAAAACUACAUAUAAGACAUUUAAACGGUUACCUUGACUUUUCAAACGGUGUUCGAUUUAUUGCUGUGAAACAGCAAGUGUGAAAAAUAGGCCAAAACGCGCAUAAAUCCUGCAUAGCACUAGUCUUAAAAUACGUUUUCAAAAGCUCAUAACUCAAGAAGGACUUGAAAAAUGAAGGUAACCGUUUAAAUGUCUUAUAUGUAAUUGUUUGUAAGCUUUCUAAUGCUGCAAGUUAUUUUUUCUGUAAAUGAACCUGAAAUUUCACGUUUUUAACAAUAUACAGUAAGAGUUUAAUAGGGACAUUGAAGAAAAACGUGUUGGCAGGAGCCCACAAGAAAUUUGAACGAUGCCAACAUACAGAAAUGUACUUACAGUACAAGCCUUAAAGACACAAGAUGAAGGCAAAAUGGAAUUGUCCCUCGAUAUGGUAAGUUUUCAUUCAUUUUUGUCCUCUAUAGCUGCCCGACUAUACGGUCCGUUAGAAAAACUGGAUUAGCUGGGGACAUAUAGUAUUUACACUAUCUGUUUCCAGGUAUAACUUAAAAAUAUAUCAGCAAUAUUAAAACUCAGCUGAUGAUCGGUAAGACCUUUUUCAUUAGAAAAAAAAUAAUUGAAGGUUAGAUGUGUUGUUGCCAAUAUUUUAGGAGGAGAGAGGAAGCGAGCUCAUCAGCAAAGAGAUGAUUAUUUGGGGAUGAACCACUGAGAAAUAUUGGCCAUGAAGAUGAUUGGCCAUGCAACGUUUUACGAAGGCACAUUUCAUUCCAUGCAGCAACAUCCCUCCUGGAAAAGAUGCGAUAAACCACUGCUAAUCUUGUCCAAAGUUGUAGAAUAUCAGGGUCGUUCCAAAAUUCGAAACGGUCUGCUAAUAUUUUGUGUUUACAUUUCAUCACGAGGAAUUCAUCCCAUGCUGGAAAUAUUUCAGGGUUGUUGCUAAACUCAACGCGGCCUGACAAGAUUACGAUUACAUAUCAUCGCGCCACGAAUUCAUCCCGCGCUGGAGUUCGGUAAAGCUAGCAGGGUGACUUCACUGUGAUGUAAGAAUUUUCUCAAUCCCAUCCAUGAUAUAGAACAACUAUAGACAACGCUAUGACGGAUCUUAUGUAAAUUCGAGUUACACACAAGCAUUUUUAUUGGACCCUCGGACACGGCUAAUUUAUUAGGUUUAUCGUCGUGAUCUUUUAUCCAACCCGAGCUUGGAGUUAACACCGCGAGGUAUGUACAACAUUCGCGAUCGCAUUUUCUUGCACGUCCAUGUAAGAAAUGGAAUAUACAAUGCAAGGAUUAUAGUACCAGUGUUAUUUUGAAAAAUAAGCAAGUGAACGAAUUGCGUCAGACGCAAAGAAGACACAGUAAAGUUUCCUCAUCCCAUGUUCUUUCCUUCGAAAGGAUAUGACGUGACUUUUAUUUUCAAACAACACCUGCAUCAUCGACACGGGAGGACGGUCACAGUUCGAUAGAACAUUCGCUUCUUCUCAACGGAUCAAAGAACAAACACAGGUAGGCAAAAGAUUAAAACAAUACAUUAUUAUUAGCAUAAAUCGAAUAGGUCAAAUUAAACUUUGUCAGAAAUUGGCUUUCUUGUGUGGUGAGUAUGUUAGAACGGUCACUGUAUCUUAAAAAUAGUCAGGUGACAACGACCCAAAUCAAUAGCAUUUAUUAUUUAUCGUUUUAAAAAUGUAAAAAGUAGUGAUACUGUAAUUUACGGCAGAAACGAUAGCCUAUAUAUAAAACAUAUAGUAUAUGUAAGCAAAAGUAAAAGAUACUGUAUUAGUAACAACUAUAUAUCUAUACAAUGGGAGAAAUAUGACAAACAAAGCCAUUUAACUAGUACCUGUGAAUUUGCUUUGUAAGAUCACUAGGCAGCCAAAACGCAGUGUUUUAAUUGGUUCAUUAGCGGCUCGGAUACUGGCCCGUGAACAUGGCCCAAUCGUGAUGAAAACAAAGUUAAAUGCAAGGCCCAACUUAUCCCUUUAUACUUGAGUAAUGGUCAGUGGAAACUUAUACACUUGUGACUCUGUUUGAGCUGAGCUCCUAACUUCUUCAUGACUUUUAAUAUAGUCUAUCAAGAUAUGAUGGUCUGGAAGGGCAGCAAACAUCAAGGCUACAAAAUAGAAUGCCUUUGGUUGUUGUUGAACUGUACCUCACCGUGCACAAAUCCUUUAUCUCACUUAAAUAUCAUUUCAUCUCAGCUAUUCCUAUUGGACGGUUACUUCGUUAUACGAAAAUGCAAUGAGCACAGUCACCCUGACCGUGCACAAAUUAACAUAAUAGCAUAGUUGCCCGGGUUUCUUUUGUUUCAACAGGGAUGAUUACUAACUAAUUGCCCGCUGUAGCUGGCGAAUAGUUCUAAUCGCCCGUUGGCAAGGGUCACACCCUUUGUCUCCCUGCCGACUAGGCAUUAGGCAAGUGCCUCACGCACAUAAUCGUGCAAGGAACAGCAACAGUUAGCUCAGAGCCGUCAAUAGUCUAUCAUCCGAUCCCUGAGUUGUUGCAUCAUUUAAAUUACGCACGUGCAGUCUCCGAUUUUAUACUAAUAUAUUUAGCGUUUUUUGUUGUGAUACGUUCAAUGAUAUAUUGCGCAUGCGUAACCGAUUAAAGCGUAAAAAGUGCGCAUGUGCAACAAGCGUUUACAUCCCACAAGCAAAGAAGCAAAUGUUUUAGCUUAAAUUCGCUGAUUGAAAGUAGCGCAUGUUUGUCCAUUUUUAAAUGGGAGUGCAACUAUGCUAUUACAAACUAAUAGCAUGGCUUUUCGGAAGAUUAGUGAUUAAAUGAGCCCUUACCCUCGGCAGGUUUCCGGAAUUCCCUCGGGCUACGCCCUCGGGGAUUCCGCAAACCUGCCUCGGGUUACGGGGCCAUUUAAUCACUAAUCUCUCUCAAGCCAUGCUAUUACUUAUAAUAAUUACAUGGUAGCCUCGGUUUCUUUUGUUUCAACAGGGGCUUUUAAUCACGUAUUUCGCUCAUUCUGCGAUCUUUCUCAAAGGCCAAACUAUAAUAGUUUUUACCUGUAAACCACAUAUAAAUCAUAAGCAUUCUCUAUUUAUAAUCAAUCUUUCUAUUUUCGGUUCUGAGCAGUUGUAUUUCGGUUGUUUAGAAAGAUCUUUGCGACUGUUAACAACCAUAUUGAAACCAGAUUUAUAAUAAUUCUUAUCACAGAUACGCAUUCAUUACAAUUAUAAACCCUGAACAGCAUUCAGGCAUUUAUUAUUUUUUGUGAACAUAUAAUAAGACGAGUGCGCCAUACCAAAGUCUUGAAAAGAAGCCAAGAUUAAGACUGUACAAUUAUUCACACUAAGUAUUGUAAUUUAUGUUUAUUCGUUCUUUGUGAAACAUAUAAUAUUCAACGGUCUGUUCCAUUGUAGGAAGUGCCAAUGAUAAGAAAGUUAGUCACUAAUUUCCCUAAUUGCGUCCCUAUCAAUCCGAAGCUUUCGUAACUUAUCCCCGAGCCGAAGGCGCGAAGCGCCGUGCAAGGGUACUAAUUCCGCCCGGCUAUUUACAUCCGGGGAAACGAAAGCAUUAGCGAAGUCUAAAGUUCAUCAAUGAUCGCGGGCGUGGCUCACCAACGAAGUUUCGGCGGGUGGUCAUCCUCACUGAUCUCAUAAUAUAGCGGACUGUCAUGAAUAGCCAACAAUCAUUGGUCCAAUUUAAAAUUUGCAUUAUAAUAGCAAGCAUUACUUGAUUUGAUGAUUUCUUGCAAAUAUAUUUCACUUUUGCAAGAUUUUGUAAAUUUCCAAAGCUUUUUGAUAAAAUAAAGGCGAAAAAAUUGCUAAAAGGAGGGAGUAAAAGCGCCGACGUUAACGAAGGUAAGUUUGUUUUUAAUAUUGAUGCAUUGUUUGCUUUUAAUAUACUGUAAUUACUUUAAAAACUGAUCGUUGCCAGGUUGCGUAUAAAUAUGAAACAAGACAGCAUAUUAUUUCAGUGUUUCUUUAUUGAUUACCCUUUUUAUUACAAUAAGCAAAGUUAUUUUCAUGCGAGAAUUUGGAAUAAUUUUACUUCGAACUCAAAGUUUAUCGAUACAAGCAGUUUAGUUCUAUAUAAAUAUUAUAUUAAUUUAAAAGAGCACUUUAAAACGUUCUGCGAAGCGUUUGUGAAUUUUACCUUAAAUUGAAGCUUAUAUUAUGAUCUCUAUAAUAACAUACCUAACAUAUGUAUGUUUGGGAAAUUGAUAAUUUUGUAAUUAAAAGUGAUAUUUUUAGGGGAAUUUUCAUUUGAAAAAUAUUCUUAAAAAAUUAUCGUGCUAUAUCUUUAAAUAAACACAAUCAAAGUCACCCCACAAGAAAAUGCCCGUUGAUAAGUAGCUAUUUUUGUGACUGAUUUUCAAGACAACAGAAACUUAUUAACAAUUACAUUCUAUUUCAUGAUCAUGACCAACAAAUUGCGUAGCCUGUUUAUAUAUGUACAGUGCAGGAUGAUUUGGUCUGGCUUGCGCAUGCGUAUGAAUCUAUUUUCAAUUUCUUACAGGAGCGGCGUAUGAUAAUAAAAGGAUGAAGACAACUCCAGUUAUUCUUCUUUUACCUUUCCUGUUUGCAUUCGCUCUCAGUGAAAUAGGUAUGUAAAUGGUAUACAGUUUUUAUAACUUUCAUGGAUAUUAAAAGGAAAAUCCAGUUUCUUGCUGGAGGGAUAAGUAAAAUAACUGAUCUGAUAAAAAUUCUGAAGGUGUUCUUCCUAAUCAUAAUCUUUUCAAAUCUGAAGUAUUUUGAUCAAUAUAAGUGAACAAGUUGUUAUGUAUUUUAGAUUGCAGUAGUAAGAUAAGCAAGAUUAUUUAAACUACAUUGUAAUCGACAUAACAUAUAAUAAUUAUAUGCGCUUGGCUAUUUGGUGACAAGCUCAAUUAAUGAAAUGGAAUCAUAUAUCAGCAUCGACGAAAAAAGACAUUGAAGCUGAAUUUGAGGCAGAGCUUGUUAAAAAUUUAACGUAGAAAUCCCGUUGUAAACGAUUUCCGAUACUCGUGGAAGACCGAGGCUUGCCGCUGUAAGCCAAGUCCACGCGUAUCCGGAUUAGUUUGUACCCACAAACAUUUAGUUCCGGAUACACCUUCCAUCCACACGUAUCCGUCGAAAGUACACACUGAAGCCGCAAGUUUUGAAAAGGUCUCCAGGGUGGAAAUUUUGAAAACGCAACCAAUGCGGAUACCUGUGGUUACUGUAACCGGAUUGUUUUGAAAACGAUGAUGUAAAUCGAUGAAACUCGAGAUUCGCAACGCUGAUCUAUACUGUCCUUGGGACUUUUUAUUCCAGAAUCAUUUUUAAAAGAAGCUCUAUUUAAUUAUCAGUCCUUAGGGGAUCGUUCAUAUUUUUUUUUCUCUUAAGCCGGUUUUCCAGUAGGCGAAAUUUUGCGCGUGAAGCGGAAUUUUUUUGGUCUUUCUAAUUACAUUACUUCCACCCGAGAAAUUACAAGACAAAGAAAAAUUCUGCUCCGCGGGCAAAAUUCCGCCUAAUAGAAAGUUGGCUUUCGAUUCACAUUUUCUCUACAAUUCCACAUGUUUCUUGUUCGUAUACACUCUGACCAAGGAAUUUUCGGGGAUGCAAUUAACGGAUUGCCUGGUUCUGAUCUCGACUACGUCACUCGACCAAACUCAGCACUCGCGACUUAACCAUUCGAUAGCCCAUGCUUCGGUAAGUGACUCGUAUCGUUUUCGUCGGAAUGUAUGGACCGUCGUAAAAGCAAUGUGUGGACACGUACUUGUUUUAAUCUGCAACAAAGUGUUUGCGGAUACAAACGAAUCCGGAUACGUGUAGACAGGGUCCAAAUUUCAAUUUCAACGAUUCAAAUAUUUAUUACUUAUAGACAUUGGUAAUAAACGAGCAGCAAUAGUGAAUUUCAUAAAAUCGAGACGCGCAAACACCGGACUGCCAGAGAAAAGGAGAUGGAAAGGCAAAAUGUAUUCGAGUAAGUUUCACUACACUUUCGUCUGAUAUUGUGGGCAUUAUGCAUAAACAUGCCUGCAGCUUUUCUAGCUUGACUUAAAUUGCAGUUGACCUAUUCACGUCAUCCGAUACAAUCCUGCAUGAAUUGUGGUCAUUGUAGGAAUUUUGGUGUGAACCAAAAAGUCAGGGACCUGUUGUACGAAUGUUGGAUAACGCUAUCCACCAGAUAGUGAUUUUUCAACCAUUGUUAAAAUGCUUAAAAGCUACAAAAUUACGGAUGUGAACCGCACAAUUAAUAGAAGUAAGCUUCAAUUUAUAUAUGCUAACGAUCAAUCUGAGUUAUACGAAUCAAUGGUUUAGCGCACGUUGAUAUUAAUACAUUACAAACCAUAUAUAAAGCACUAGCGCAGCCAUAUUUUAAAUAUUGUUCCACCCUAUGGGGAGACUGUGGUAAAUUGCUUCAAGAUAACUGGUGCCACUUACAACCGGCUCUAGCAUAAAAACUACCAUAACAAAGGCAAAUGACGCAUCCAUAACACACUUGUCGAUGGACACUCAAUUGUCUGCUUUUUACAUUCAUUUAGAACUUCGCAAAGACGAAAGUCCUCCACCAACGAACAACCAACUGGCUCCUAGCCAAUAUGAUGCAACACCUCCACCUGGAGGUGCUGCCACACCUGCAGCUGGUGGGACACCUGCAGGAGACGUAAGUACAGGACGACCAUAUGGAGGUGGUGCAUCGCCCUACGGACAGCGACCACCUUACGGUCAACAAUCACCAUAUGGUUCACCUUACGGUCAACAACAAUCUCCUUAUGGUCAAAGACCUGGUCAACAAAAUCCUUACGGUCAACAAGGCUAUGGUCAACAAAGUCCUUACGGUCAACAAGGCUAUGGUCAACGACCCCCACACGGUCAACAAGGCUAUGGUCAACAACCUGGUUUCGGACAGAUGCCCCACGGGCCUAAGGGAAAAGGUCCACCAAAUGGCGGUCAGAUUCCGCCACCACAGCAAGGUGGUGCUGGUGGCGGUUGUGGUACGGCUACUGUAUGCGGAUCAUUUAGUUUAAGCAAAGAAGACCCCACAAGUGUUAUCGCUCCACCACCAAGACUAGUGAUGAACCCAAUGCAACAACCAUGUAUGCCGCCAAUGCAAGCUGGUUGUGGUGGAAUGCAACCAAUGAUGCCACCAAUGAUGCCACAAAUGCAGUCUCCGAUGUGUCCUUCGAUCUGCAACAAGAGAUGUAUGGUUACCUGCCCGCGUGCCUGCUGCACAAAAUCAGCUGUAAAACCGGAAAAAGGUGAAAAAUCAGAAAGAAAAUAUGGGAAGUGCCCAGCGGUAUGCUCGGUCUACUGUGCACCGGAAUGCCCACACAAUUGCUGUGGUCCUGGGGGUGCACGUCGGUCUUUCAUACCGCGGGCGUUUCGUGCAAGUGAAUUGACACCCCCUGCGUUAUUUAGAAUCGAGCAAGAAGCUGGUGACCUAAAACGCCAUUAAGACAACUGAGCUGUUGAGUGUGUUAGGUUUCACUGUUUGACAUUAGUUAGUAAAGAAAUAGUGGGGAACUAGUUCUGAUGUCAUUACGCGGCCAUUAAAUAUGCCUGGGCUUGGUACAGAGAGGAAAUUGGUUGGGUGACUGUUUUGAUACACUUUUUAAUGUAUUUUCGUUAAUACCAAUUCCAGGUAUCGAUAAUGACCGCCCUUUAAAUUCUGGCAUUUUCUUUCUUACAUAGGAUCUUCCCGAUAA